Messenger RNA from Portunus trituberculatus (swimming crab), 3773 nucleotides. Its product is annotated as aminopeptidase N-like. The record is from RefSeq and is a predicted model, not a curated record. Gene Ontology annotation, biological process: proteolysis; peptide catabolic process. Lineage: Eukaryota; Metazoa; Arthropoda; Malacostraca; Decapoda; Portunidae. The coding region runs from base 538 to 3708 and encodes 1056 amino acids. Gene Ontology annotation, molecular function: peptide binding; zinc ion binding; metalloaminopeptidase activity. The transcript is spliced from 18 exons. Gene Ontology annotation, cellular component: cytoplasm.
UGUGGCCUGAGCGCCCUGCGAGGGAGGAGUGAAGAGUUGGCCCUCGUCACUGGGUUUUCGCGCUGUUCCCGUUCAGUGUUCACAAGCCCCGGGUGUUCUAUCGGCAGCGUGCCCCUUUUCUCGCUCCUCAUACUCGACUUUGACUUGCUUGGCUGUGUGCGUGUGCUUUCCAUUUUUAUCCACUGGCUUUUUCGCUCUAUAUUCUUUUGUGCUAAUCGAAGGAACCUAAGCAUGAUCCCAAGCCUUCACUACGAGGCAGGAUUGAUCCCUGCUGAAGAAGAUGCAUGAAGAAGGAAUGAAAUAAGAAAAGCCAAAGAAAGAAGAAGGAAGAAGCGAAGGAACGAGGGAAGCAGCAGGAAAACACCACACAAAGGAGAAAAGUCAGAGAGAGAGAGAGAGAGAGAGAGAGAGAGAGAGAGAGAGAGAGAGGAAGGGAAUUAACACAAACACACACGAACUGAAAAAAAAAGAAAGAAAACGAGAGAAAGUAAACGAAGAAAACGGGAAACAUAGGCCAGUAAAAGUGGAACUAUUUGCAUGAAGAAGUCGAAGCUCGGAGCAGCACCAGAAGAAGGAGGAGGAGGAGGAGGAGGAGGAGGAGGAGGAGGAGGAGGAGGAGGAGAAGGUGGUGGGGAUCUUCUUACUAUGGAGGGGAGCAACCACCACCACCACCACCACAGCACGCCCCCCUCCUGCACCAAGAACAAAGGGUGCUUCGUGGGGCGUGGCGUGGGCGUGCUUCUGGGAGUGAUGUUCGUGAGUGGCCUGGUGGCGACUGGGCUGCUUGUUUACUACUACGCUCCGCACGAGAAACAGAUGCAGGAAGAGGCUGUGCUGGUGCCGCGUGUCCAGAGCAACGUGCGCAGAACACCCAACACUAGGAGGCGCCUCAACUGCACCGCCCGGAGGUUUGGGGGGAGCAGGGGAGCCGCCACUACCACAUCUACUACUUUUCCAUCCUCCACCCUCAUCAGCAUCCCGAGUCUUUUCAGCACCUUUGUACCCUUUGAGGAAGAACCGGAUGUACGUCUCCCUCGAACGCUCCGGCCCUUGCACUACCUGGUGAAGCUGCAGCCGCUCAUCAACGGGAACCUGAGCAUCCUGGGCUACAUGGAGGUGGAGAUGGAGGUGCUGGAGGCCACUGUUAAUAUCACGCUGCACAUCGCCGACAUCAUCACUCACAAUGACACCAUCAGGGUUACCACGCCUGGGGAUCUGGACGGCCCAGGACUUAAAAUUAGAAAACACGAGUACGACCACGAGAGGCAGUUUUACAUGGCGCACCUGGAGGAGCCGCUGGUCGAGGGAGGAAAGUACGUCCUCUCAAUGGGAUUCGAAGGACACCUGAACGACCAGCUACACGGCUUCUACAGGUCCACCUACAGGGACGCUGACGGCACAGAGAAGGCGAUGGGCGUGACACAGUUCCAAGCGACGGACGCGCGGCGAGCCUUCCCGUGUUUUGACGAGCCGGCUCUUAAGGCCACUUUCGAGGUGUACCUCGGCCGCCAGAUGAACAUGACUACCAUUUCCAACAUGCCCAUCAUUGAAACUAUUCCCAUGGUGAACCAGAAAGGCUGGGUGUGGGACCACUAUGACACCACUGUUCCCAUGUCCACCUACCUUGUGGCUUUUGUUGUGUCAGACUUUGCCAAUCUCUCCACCAUCGCCAAUAACAAGACACUUUUCAGAGUGUGGGCGCGGAACUCCGCUAUCCGGCAGGCUGAAUUCGCACAGCAAGUGGGACCGCCCAUCUUGCUGUAUUUCGAGGAUUACUUCAACCAGUCUUACCCGCUGCCCAAACAAGACAUGAUUGCAAUCCCAGACUUCUCUGCCGGUGCCAUGGAAAACUGGGGCCUCAUCACGUACAGGGAGACAGCGAUGCUCUAUGACGCGCGAGUGUCCGCCGCCUCCAACAAGCAGUACGUGGCGGCGGUGGUGGCGCACGAGCUGGCACAUCAGUGGUUUGGUAAUCUGGUGACGCCUCGUUGGUGGACAGACCUAUGGCUUAACGAAGGCUUCGCUUCUUAUGUCGAAUACAUCGGGGUGAAUCACGUGGCCCCGACGUGGCAGGUGAUGGAACAGUUCGUGCUCAACGAGUUGCAUAUAGUGUUUGGAUUGGACAGUCUGGAGUCGUCACACCCAAUCAGUAUCCCCGUGGGUCAUCCUGACGAGAUCAGCCAGAUAUUUGACAGAAUUUCAUAUGCCAAAGGAGCUUCCAUCAUCCGUAUGAUGAACCACUUCCUGACGGAGUCGGCCUUCAGGCACGGCCUCAGCACCUACUUAGAUGCCUUCAAGUACGACAACGCCGAGCAGGACGACUUGUGGCGGCACCUGACGGAGGCGGCGCACGAGACCGGCACGCUGCCCGCCAACCUCACCGUCAAGACCAUCAUGGACACGUGGACGCUGCAGAUGGGAUACCCCGUCAUCAAGGUGGAGCGGAGCGCCGACGGCACCUCGGCCGCUGUCUCGCAGGAGCGGUUCCUGCUGGUCAAGGACGACAACGCCGACGACAUGCACGACUACAAGUGGUGGGUGCCGCUGACGUACACGGGCCAAGACCGGCCUGACUUCAGCCAGACGCAGGCCAAGGUGUGGAUGAAGGACUCAGAGGCGCAGGUCACCGUCACCUCCCUGCCGUCCAAGGACCACUGGGUCAUCUUCAACCUGCAGCAGACUGGUUACUACAGGGUCAACUACGACGACCACAACUGGAACCUGCUCAUCCAGCAGCUGCUCGCCGACCACCGCGCCAUCGCCACCGUCAACAGGGCACAGAUCAUUGACGACGCCAUGAAUCUCGCCAAGGCUGGUCAGAUGACGUACGGCACGGCUCUAGGGGUUUACAACUACUUAGGGGCAGAAACAGAAUUCGUUCCCUGGGCUGCAGCCAUUGACAACUUAGCUUACCUGAAAGAGAUGUUUGCCCGCACUGGAGGUUAUGGCGCUCUCAAGAACUACCUGCUGGACAUCCUAGUGCCGCUGUACGACUCAGUAGGCUUCCAGGACCGCGACAAUGACCCUCUGCUGGACCAGUACAAGAGGCAGAAGGCGCUGUCUUGGGCCUGCCAGUUGGAGCAUCCAGACUGUCUGCAAAACGCCGCCGCCAGCUACGCCACGUGGAUGGCUGAUCCAUCAAACAACAGCAUCAUCUCUCCAAACCUCAAGUCGACCGUGUACUGCCACGCCAUUGGCUCUGGUGGAGAGAAGGAGUGGAACUUCGCCUGGGAGCAAUACCUCGCCUCCAACGUGGGCUCCGAGAAGAACCGGCUCCUCUCUGCCAUGGGUUGCACCAAACAUAUCUGGAUCCUUUCAAGGUAUCUGGAGAUGGCGUUCAGCUCAGAUAGCGGCAUCAGGAAGCAGGACGCCUUCAGAGUCUUCGGCACGGUGGCCAACAACGAUGUGGGUCAGCCGCUGGCCUGGUCGUUCCUGCAGGAUCGCUGGCAUGACAUUUACGAGUUCUACGGCAAGGCUAAGUCUCGCCUCAUUAAGUCCGCCACUAGGAGCUUCAACACCCAUUUGCAGCUGAAGGAGCUUCGGUUGUUCCAUCGCGAGCACAAGGAGGACCUGGGCUCAGCGUCCCGGGCGGUGCAGCAAGUCAUCGAGCGCACCAAGGUCAAGAUCGCCUGGAUGCGCACCAAUUAUGACGUGAUUGUAGAGUGGCUGGACGCUAACGGGUACUCCACGAAGCUCAGGAAUGCCUAGUAACACCCUUAACUACCAACACCCUCUCUCUCUCUCUCUCUCUCUCUCUCUCUCUCUCUCUCUCU